CCUGAAUUCAUUUAAGCAGAGAAGCCCAACCCAAAUUUUAAUUCCACUCUACAAAGACAAACAAAACCCUAACUCACACUGCUUUUCUCUACCAUUUUGAACAGAGUAGAUUUAGCCACUCAAACAGGAGCUCUUCUCUGCUGCCAUGGGUAAGACACGUGGUACCGUUGCCGGGCGCAAACUGAAGAGCCACCGUAUCAAGCAAAGGUGGGCCGACAAAUCAUACAAGAAAUCUCACCUUGGUAACGAAUGGAAGAAGCCAUUUGCCGGUUCUUCCCACGCAAAGGGCAUUGUCCUUGAGAAGAUUGGUAUUGAAGCAAAGCAGCCUAACUCUGCUAUCAGAAAGUGUGCUAGAGUUCAACUUAUUAAAAAUGGCAAGAAGAUUGCUGCCUUCGUCCCCAACGAUGGUUGCUUAAACUACAUUGAAGAGAAUGAUGAGGUUUUGAUUGCUGGAUUCGGAAGAAAGGGUCAUGCUGUGGGAGAUAUUCCUGGAGUUAGGUUCAAGGUUGUGAAAGUCUCUGGAGUGUCUCUCUUGGCUCUUUUCAAGGAGAAGAAGGAGAAGCCUAGAUCUUAAGUUAUGACAGUUAUUUUUGACCCUAUAGAAUCUUUGUUCUUUGUUUUAGUCAUUUGAUGAAUUUUGUAAUCAGUUUUUGAUAUUUUCUUGUUGGAAUGAAUUUAGUAAUGUCCCUUUUUGACUCA
Molecule: messenger RNA, 699 nt
Organism: Cannabis sativa
Lineage: Eukaryota; Viridiplantae; Streptophyta; Magnoliopsida; Rosales; Cannabaceae
Product: small ribosomal subunit protein uS12
Exons: 4
Coding region: 146-574 (142 amino acids)
Biological process (GO): translation
Cellular component (GO): ribosome; cytosolic small ribosomal subunit
Molecular function (GO): structural constituent of ribosome
Source: RefSeq, a predicted model, not a curated record